Aureobasidium uvarum is the source of this 2868-nucleotide messenger RNA. NCBI's taxonomy places the organism in Eukaryota, Fungi, Ascomycota, Dothideomycetes, Dothideales, Saccotheciaceae. The record is from the annotation of a GenBank genome assembly.
AUGGCCCCCUUCACAUUUCCGUCAUUCCUUCUUGAGAAGCGCCAUGGGGGCGACGUGGGCUCNCCCGAAGCUUCCGGCAAGAAGAUGGAUAUAUCGACUGUGGUUGCUCUAGCCAUUGGAAUACUUGCCCUCCUCGCAACAAUCUUUCAGACCUUGCAACAGUACAUCGGUACAGCAGACGGCUACAGACGUUGCGGUCCUGGCGUCAUGGGCCCUUGGGGUCGCAAGACUCGACUACGCUUUCGAUGGAGAGAGUUCAGAUUUGAAGUCCUCUACUGUGUCCCCUUUGUCGAAUAUGGCCUGCCUGUCAAAGGUCAAGACGGUCUUCGAACUAUUCGUCCCUUCUGCGACCAGCCAGAGCUCACCACUUUCAACCCCAAUCCGCCAGAAAAGCAAAGAGACUGGAACGCUGAGCUAGCAGGAUGGGUUCAUCUGAUGCACAACCUGGGUCUACACGAUCAGUCCGUCAGACAGCGCAUUGCUCCCGUCGAUCUCCGCGACACAAAACGCAUGGCCUAUAUCGACUGGAUCCGAUGUGCACGUGUGGAGCAGGCCUAUCGCAGUUGGGACUUCGUGCCAGACGACGUUCUACGGCCACUGGCCAUCACGACGCUUUCAGGUCUGGCCGCAACCACUCGCCGGCUGGGUCUGAGUUGGAAGCAGUUUGAGCCGAACAUGGGUACCCUGCAAGCUGAAGGCAACCACCAGGUCAUCACUUCAACCGUCAUUCGAGGCAUGGGGGUCAUCAUUCACUACCUUCGAGACCCAGAUCUGGACUCGGACGCUCUCGGCCAGAAACAUCUAUACAGCACCUCACCCUUGAGUCAAGCUGAUGAAUUACUGUUUGGGAGGAUCGGACAUACCGACCUGUUCAACCUUCACCGCGAGCUGCCUCAUCUGGUACUGCACGUCGGCACCCUGGCUGAUGUCACUUCUACACUGCCAGCUCUCUUCUCUGACACGCCAGCUUCUGACAGUAUCAUCGCUACGCUCCGUGCUCGAAGUGAGUCAGGAGACAAGGACUGGAUGGAGCCUGUCAAUGACAUCGUCGCGUUUCUUACCCCCUUCCUCGGUGUCUCUUCCGAUACUCGACCUGUCAUACCAUGGCCCAAUACCUCAGCUCGUGGCAUGACUCACACAAUCUUCAGACCUUUUCGGGAUGAGCUCACUGCACUCUUGGUCUGCAGGGGAAGCACCGUUUCAUCAGAGUCCCAUAGGCUGCUGAGUCUGUACACAAGUUUAGAAGCUCGCUUCAAGCAUCCAGCAGCUCAACGAGACAGGAGCUUCAGUUGGGAGACACCCAAGCUCACCUUCAAAGGCGAGUUGGCGACAUGCGAGGCAUUUGACGCAAGGGCAAUCUGGGAUGUCAUGAGCGAGUGCGAGUCAAUACUGCAUGCGAAUCCGAUCAUCCGUGCCGGCAAAUACCAUGCUAUUGUCGUGCAACAUCUGACAUUGUCGACUCGCAUCGAAGCUCUAGCUACGGACGGCGACAAGAUGAAGCGUAUGUUCGCUGCCCUUCCGGAAAUGGCGCGUGCUUUGAGAUCGGAAUGGGAUGUUCCAGGCCAGAUUUUGGGAGCACUCUCUGGAGCUUCGGGCGAAGAGCUUGGUGAGAAGACGAAUUGGGUGAUGAGACCGAGCGAGAUGCAGGCCGAGGACGCCUGGUUGGCGAUGAUGCUGAGAGCCAUGUGUUGGCAGAGGCUUCAUGUGGUGCAGCCGGGCAUACCUCUGCCAAUUGAUUUCCCCUCGUUGCAUACUUCGAAUGGUGACCCUGUCGAAACUUUGAUCACCCUCUUGUGGCCUGUGCUCAGCAACUUUCUUCGAGCCGAAACAUCGACCUUGCCGUUGCGCGAGCAGCAGCACAAACAGGCUUGCCCACACCACAACGGCACCAUGUCGUUAACACAUUCGCUGGAGCGCCUCUGGAGGCCGCUGGUUACACGAGCGACUCCCUUUGCCUCGCAAUGCCGCCGCCACGCCUCGACAGACAUCGGCGACACCAUCACAGAACUCGAAGGCGGCUCCUCGCUACGCACACUCGACGCCGACAUUGACAACCUGGCCACCACCUACGAUCCCGUCGGCCGCGCCAGCAAGAGAAACCGACAACUGCCUGCCAGUAGAUACAAGUUCCGCCCGCCCAAGUACUACCGCGGUCCGCUGCACCCUCACCAGCCGCCGCCAAACUCGGAUCCCGCAUCGAGAUUGUUCGUCCCCGGACCCUUUUCUGUGCCUAGACUGGAGCAGACAUAUCAGAGCACCUUUGAGAGCGAUCUCAUGACCCUGGCAUACACGCAUUUCCCGCCUGGCUACAAAGCCCCUGCCAAAUCACCGCGUCUGAGGCCUUGGGAGGGCGCAUCCCCUUACUACAAGAACCGUCCACUCCGAGGACCCAGAGGUUCCGACGUCUUGCGCCUACUCCGCAAACCCAUCACUUUCCGCAACGUGCCCAAGCUGGAAAAGAUCACCGUGCACACCAUGGUCAAGGGCGCCCUCGACGAUUCCGCACACUUGCACGUUGCGGGCAUGGUCAUGCAGGCCAUCUCCAAUGUCCGCGUCACCACACACAAGACGCGCAAAAACGUUGCCGGGUUUGGACUCCGAGCGGGCCAAUACGUGUCUGUGACUGCCGAGCUCAGGGGCGAAGACAUGCAGCACUUCCUCGCCAAAGUGAUUGAUAUCGUCAUGCCCAAGAUCAAGGAGUGGAAGGGAGUCAAGGGUAGUUCCGGAGACUCGAGUGGUAACUUGACCUUUGGAUUUACGCCAGAGGAGACGGCGCUGUUCCCAGAGGUCGAAGUCAACUAUGACAUAGAUGGCAGACUGCUGCUCAGCGCCCUCGGUAUCCCCUUUUACGGCAAGCAGAUCAACUAA